Messenger RNA from Engraulis encrasicolus (European anchovy), 2100 nucleotides. It is a transcript of the gene jun, whose product is annotated as Jun proto-oncogene, AP-1 transcription factor subunit. The transcript has a single exon. The record is from RefSeq and is a predicted model, not a curated record. Gene Ontology annotation, biological process: regulation of cell population proliferation; regulation of transcription by RNA polymerase II; regulation of cell cycle. Gene Ontology annotation, molecular function: RNA polymerase II cis-regulatory region sequence-specific DNA binding; transcription factor binding; DNA-binding transcription factor activity, RNA polymerase II-specific. Lineage: Eukaryota; Metazoa; Chordata; Actinopteri; Clupeiformes; Engraulidae. Gene Ontology annotation, cellular component: transcription regulator complex. The coding region runs from base 403 to 1374 and encodes 323 amino acids.
CCUCCACGCUGGAAGAGCUCAGAGUAUACAGAGCUCGCAAGAGAGCAACAUCUAGCGCUGAACUCAGAACUAGAUCCUUGCUUGAGUGUGUGAAAACUUUGCGCUUCUAUUAGAAGGCGACCAAAAACACUUGGAACGCUGAGUGGAAAUCACUUCAAGAGGUUUUCAAGAAUCGCCGUCCAACAAGCGACAACAACUUUGUUACAACUUUUGCGGGACAAGGAAGACUUCGAAACUUUGAAAAUCAGCGUGUUUGUGAGCAUUGGACAGUUCACUCGGAAGUUUUGCUCAUACGAACCACACUGCCAGCUGAUCCAGUUGGGAAACAGAAGACCGUCUUGAUAUUACGUUUGACUUUGUAAAGUGAAAAGACAACCGAGAGAAAGUUUUGGUUUCUCGCCUAUGUCUGUCAAGAUGGAAACUACUUUCUACGAUGACUCUUUGAACACUGCUUUCACCCAGCACGACGGCACCGGUUAUGGAUAUAACCCAAAAGUACUGAAACACAACAUGACGCUCAAUCUGGGGGACCCCAGCCUCAGCCUCAAGCCUCACCUGCGCGCAAAAGCCAGCGACAUCCUGACCUCUCCAGAUGUCGGGCUGCUGAAGCUGGCCUCGCCGGAGCUGGAGAGACUCAUCAUCCAGUCCAGCAACGGGCUGAUCACUACAACGCCGACCCCAACUCAGUUCCUGUGUCCGAAGAAUGUCACUGACGAGCAGGAGGGCUUCGCCGAGGGCUUCGUCCGGGCGCUGGCGGAGCUGCACCACCAGCACAUGCCCAACGCGCCGAGCGUCACCUCUGCCCCGCAGACGAGCGUCAACAACGGCAUGGCACCUGUGUCUUCCGUGGCUGGCGGUGCUGUUUACACGUCAACCAUGCGCGCUGACCCCCCCGUGUAUGCGGACCUGAACACAUUCAACCCGGCUAUCAGCAGCGCGCCAUCGGCAGUGCCAAGCUACAGCACGGCAAACGGCAUGACCUAUACCACGAGUCAGCCACCGCAUCCGAUGAACACGGAGCUCGCGGUGCAGCACCCACGACUCCAGGCGCUGAAGGAAGAGCCCCAGACUGUGCCGGAGAUGCCGGGCGAGACGCCCCCUCUGUCCCCUAUUGACAUGGAGUCGCAGGAGCGGAUCAAGGCAGAGAGGAAGCGCAUGAGGAACAGGAUCGCCGCCUCCAAAUGCCGGAAGAGGAAGCUGGAAAGGAUCUCCAGGCUGGAGGACAAAGUGAAAAACCUCAAGUCCCAAAACUCCGAGCUCGCCUCCACCGCGAACAUGCUCCGCGAACAGGUAGCGCAGCUGAAACAGAAAGUUAUGAAUCAUGUCAACAGUGGAUGUCAGCUCAUGUUGACGCAGCAGCUGCAGACCUUUUGAAAACACACAGAGACACUCGAUGUAGUUUAAAUCGGACUCGUAUAAGGACUGACAGACUGUAAGGCUGUUUCUGCACACCGUAGUGAUGAUCACUACAGGUGGCCAAUGCAGAGACUUGUCUGGCCGGGUGCCUUGAGCUCCCUCCGGGGCGCACUGGAGUUACGCUCGGACUCGUGGUUGAACUCGCAGGCUGAGCGCGCUGGCAGGCAAAACAAGGAACGGCAACAGACAGCGCCAGGGUUCCGUCCUGCUUCACGCCGUUUCGUUUUCUUUCUGUUUUUGAAAAUGAAACCUUGUUCACUUUGACCAAGUUGUGCAUGGACCCAAGCUUUGUGGAGCAGUCCCAGUAUUAGACAUUGAAGAUGAGACGCAACAACUGCAACAGAGACCUUGCUGCCUGUGCUGUCGCGCCAGUGGGAAGGCGUGUCACCAGUCUGACUUCUUUUGAUAAAAGCUGCCUGACUUCUAAGUUACAGUGUACUUUUUAAAUUCUGAAAUUGUAUUGAAUUGUUUUUCUUUAAGUUAGAAGAGCUUCAAAAGUUAUUUCUCUUUUUCUAAAGUCAUUUUUAAUGGGGUUUCACUCAUUAUGUGUAUAUAAGAUCAACUGGGAGUACUUAAGUUUACCAUUUGUAAUAAAUGCAGUAUAAUUUUUUAUGUUUGUUUUCUGACCAUCUCGGAAACUAAUCAUUAUUUAAGAACUGUAAUAAAAAAACAAGUUCAACCGUA